Schistocerca piceifrons (Central American locust) is the source of this 1789-nucleotide messenger RNA. RefSeq names its product microtubule-associated protein RP/EB family member 1 (gene Eb1). Gene Ontology annotation, biological process: protein localization to microtubule plus-end; regulation of microtubule polymerization or depolymerization; spindle assembly. The transcript has 7 exons. Gene Ontology annotation, molecular function: microtubule plus-end binding. Bases 124 to 963 code for a protein of 279 amino acids. Lineage: Eukaryota; Metazoa; Arthropoda; Insecta; Orthoptera; Acrididae. The record is from RefSeq and is a predicted model, not a curated record. Gene Ontology annotation, cellular component: spindle midzone; microtubule plus-end; microtubule organizing center.
AUGUAGGCCAAAGAGAUCUACUAGUAGAGGUGCUCUGUGCUGCUGCAAGUACGUUGUCAGAGAACUUGUAAGAGGCAGGCAUCGUGGUGUUGGUGAAAGCAACUGUAUUUAGACGUUAGAGAGAUGGCUGUCAAUGUGUACUCGACUAACGUAACAGCAGACAACUUAAGUCGACAUGAUAUGUUGGCUUGGGUAAAUGACUGCUUGGCGUCGAGUUUUACGAAAAUUGAGGAAUUAUGUACCGGCGCUGCCUAUUGUCAGUUCAUGGAUAUGCUAUUUCCAGGAAGUGUUAUUAUGAAAAGAAUAAAAUUCAAGACGAAUCUAGAACAUGAAUAUAUCCAGAACUUCAAAAUUUUGCAGGCUGCCUUUAAAAAGAUGGGAGUUGAUAAGAUUGUUCCUAUUGAUAAACUUAUUAAGGGCCGUUUUCAAGAUAAUUUUGAGUUUCUUCAGUGGUUUAAAAAGUUUUUUGAUGCAAAUUAUGCGGGGCAAGAAUAUGAUGCCUUUAGUGCCAGGGGAGGUGAAGCAAUGGGCAGUGGAGGUAGUAAUGCUCCACGGGGUAUAGGUGUGUCAACAACGAAAAAGGCUCCUCAGGUUCAGGUGGCUGCAGUUGCACCUUCAACACGCACAGCAACUAAAGUUGCAACAAGAGUACAGCCUAGGCCAGCACCAAACAGGCAGUCUGCAUCACAAGUACCAAAUCAAAAACAAGAUAACAGUCGAAUUGAGGAGUUGAGUACACAGUUGAUGGAAAUGAAACUGACAGUAGAUGGUCUGGAGAAGGAGCGAGAUUUUUACUUUGGCAAACUUAGAGAGAUUGAAGUAAUGUGCCAAGAAAAUGAUAAUGAACAAAACCCUAUAAUUCAAAAAAUACUGGAUAUAUUGUAUGCAACAGAGGAAGGCUUUGCAGCCCCAGAUGAAGUGGAUGGUCAGUUAACUAAUGACCAAAUUGAAGAGGAAUAUUGAAAAAUUUGCAGAAAAAAGAAUGUGAUGAUUAAGGGCUUCAGUAAUUUUUGUGCUAAGUGUCUUCUUUUUUUUAUACAUGUAUAACUCAGAAUUUUAAAUUAUCCCAGUAAUAAACGUAACACACUAGGUCAAAGCUUUUAAGGGCCCAAGUUUUUUAAUUGCCAUUUUUUGUGAAUUUCAAAAUUGGUGAAAGCAGUUUAUAUUUUAAAGUUGUCACACAGGCAUUGUAUAGAAACCGUAAUUUACUCAUUUCUAGUUGAAUGUAUAUAGUUUAUGGUACGUUUACUUCAAAUGAUUAGUAUUUUAUGAACAGCACACUUCAACAAAAAGAAAAUAUUUUUUAAGUAUUUUGUGUGUUCACACUUUGUCAAGCAUUUUGUUCAUUGUAAUACUUGUUGAUGUUUCAAAUGUGUGAGCAGUAGCUGCUCAGCCUCUUGGAGGAGUUUGUUACAGUGUGAGUGCUUUACUGCAUUGUGAAGGACACUUGUGAUGCUUUCUCUUGUCUUCAGAAUUACUGAAGGCAUUACUGUAGGCAUUGUUUGCACCAUGAUUUGCUGCUGUCAGGAGAGGUGCUUCAUGUUGUACUGCUGCCGCCAUCAUGUGCAAUUGAUCUGCAGUGAAAUAUUAAUAAUAUACUAUUUGUUGUGUAUUUUGAGCCAUUGAGGUGACUGCAGUGAACUUCAAAACCUCAAUAUAUACUUUGCUCAUCUCGACUAACUAGAAAAUAUUUAUAUUUGUUUUAGUGUUUUUUUCUUUAGUAUGCUCUAAACCCAGUAAAUCUUCAGUUAAUGUAUGAUUUGCAUUUAAUAAAACUUCUCACAUAGGU